AUGGCUGAGAGUUACAUAAGAAAUCAAUGGCUCCCCCCGUCUGCCACACCUGUCUAUAUAAACCCAGCUGCUCCUUCCUCCACUCUCACACCGUUACAGGAUUGGAAAGAACUCUCCAAGAGUUCGAACAUGACUACUCUCUGCACCACCACCAUCGUCCUCCUCUUCACCACUCUCAUCUCCAUUGCCUUCGCACAGAACGGCACCAGCCAAAUCUCCCCAGCCAACGCCUGCAGCGUCACCACUGACCCUGCCUUCUGUAAGUCCGUCAUACCUCCUCAGACGCGCUACAACCUCUACGGCUAUGGCCGGUACCUGGUCAAGAAGUCCCUGGACCAGUCAGCGAGCUUCUCUUCCCUCAUUGACCAAACCAUAAGACAGAAGUCCAGCCUUACUGCGGAGGCGCUAAGCGCGCUCAGGGAUUGCUUGUUCCUCUCCGAUCUCACCACCGACUUCUUGGUCACCUCCACGAGCACCCUCAACUCCACCGACUCCACCACCCUUCAGGACAAUCAAGGUGACGACGUCCACACCCUUCUGAGUGCCAUAGUUACGAACCAGCAAACUUGCUACGAUGGCCUCAGCCAGGCCUCCUUCCUCAAAAGCGGGAACUCGAUCUAUGCACCACUUAUUAAUGGGUCACAGCUCUACAGAGUGUCCCUAGCUAUGUUCACCCACUCCUGGGGGCCUAAACACCGGCACAGGCGAGCCGGGAAGCCCGCGGUUCGCAAGCUUCUCGCCGAUUUGAAGGUCGGCCAUGGCGGUUUGCCGAGCUGGGUGAACCCGGGCAUCUUAGGGCUCAAGAGAAGGAUGGCUCUUGACACUGGUAGUGUGCUGGUGCAAACCAUCGUUACCGUUGCCCAGGACGGCAGUGGAAAUUACAGUACCAUCUCCGAGGCGGUUGCUGCCUCCCCAAAUAGCACUCUGCCGAGCAAGGGUUACCAUGUCAUCUACAUAAAGGCUGGGGUGUACCAGGAGUAUGUGUCCGUGGACAAGAAGAAGAAGAACUUGAUGAUGGUAGGGGAUGGCAUCAACCAGACUAUAAUCACAGGCAAUCGCAGUGUGGGAGAUGGCUUCACUACGUUCAACUCCGCCACUCUUGCCGUGGUAGGGCCAAAUUUCAUCGGAUGGGACUUUACGGUGCAGAACACGGCAGGCCCAGCCAAACAUCAGGCCGUCGCUGUCCGGAACGGUGCUGAUCUCUCCACGUUCUACCGCUGCAGUUUCGAGGGUUACCAAGACACUCUCUACACACAUUCCCUCCGUCAAUUCUACAGAGAAUGCGACAUCUACGGCACCGUAGAUUUCAUCUUCGGCAACGCGGCUGUUGUCUUUCAAAACUGCAACCUCUACGCCCGGCUGCCCAUGUCCGGCCAGCAGAACAUGUUCACGGCCCAGGGCAGAACCGAUCCCAACCAGAACACAGGCACCUCCAUAAUCAAUUGCUCCAUAUCAGCAACUGCAGAUCUAUCUGCCAAUGGCCAGAUCAAGUCGUUCUUGGGUAGGCCGUGGAAGAACUAUUCGAGAACGGUUUACAUGGAGUCUGUCAUCGAUAGCGUGAUUGACCCAUCUGGCUGGGCGCCGUGGUCCGGUGAUGAUUUUCUGAGCACCUUGUACUACGGGGAGUACAGCAACACGGGGCCGGGAUCUAACACCAGCAGCAGAGUGACAUGGCCCGGAUAUCAUGUCAUGAGUUCAACUGAUGCCUCCAACUUCACGGUGACAAAUUUCGUGGAAGGUGAUGUGUGGUUGCCUGCUACUUCUGUGCCUUUCUCUGCUGGCCUCGCUUGAGGAGAUGGGACUCAUUAGUUAGAUGGCUAUUAUGGCUAUAACUUAUUACCUUGCCCUGUGGCAAAACAGGGAGCUUGGUGCUUGAUGUUUUUUUUUGUCCUUCGCUUAGAUUCAAAAUACGACAGGCCUCUUCGAAACUCGGCGGUCACGUGUAGCAUAGCAUCAGAAAGUCUUAAAGUUCACAGUUGUAAUGUGGUUAGGUUGCAAAUUUAUUUUACCGUUCUUUUA
This is a messenger RNA of Nymphaea colorata (pocket water lily), 2019 nucleotides long. Its product is annotated as pectinesterase-like. The record is from RefSeq and is a predicted model, not a curated record. The coding region runs from base 1 to 1791 and encodes 596 amino acids. Gene Ontology annotation, molecular function: pectinesterase activity; pectinesterase inhibitor activity. NCBI's taxonomy places the organism in Eukaryota, Viridiplantae, Streptophyta, Magnoliopsida, Nymphaeales, Nymphaeaceae. The transcript has 3 exons. Gene Ontology annotation, biological process: cell wall modification.